Molecule: messenger RNA, 1668 nt
Organism: Cladophialophora psammophila CBS 110553
Lineage: Eukaryota; Fungi; Ascomycota; Eurotiomycetes; Chaetothyriales; Herpotrichiellaceae
Exons: 4
Coding region: 1-1668 (555 amino acids)
Biological process (GO): transmembrane transport
Molecular function (GO): transmembrane transporter activity
Source: RefSeq, a predicted model, not a curated record
AUGGGUUACGGCGUCCUCGAGUCCCGCAGUGGCAUGAAGCAUGUCCCCGGCACCAGCCUUCUUGACACUCACGACGUCGCCUGGAUAGAGCAGUCGACACACUUGAAAAGGGGCACAGGAAAGAACUCCCAUAUCCUGCUCGUGCCACAGCCAUCCAACAGCCCUAAUGAUCCGCUCAACUGGCCACUCUGGCAGCGAGACCUCAUUCUCGUAAUGUACUGCUAUGCCACCGUAUUGUGUAUUGGAGGAAUCGGUCCCAUUCUGUCUUCGAUGGCCCUCAUCCUGAUCCAGGAGUUCGGAAUCAGCUUUACUCAGGUCUCGCAGCUUACUGGUUACAGCCUCUGUGCGACUGGUGCGGUCGGCAUAUUCAUCUCCGCGCUGGCUCGCAAGUAUGGCAAACGGCCCUGCCUUUUGUUCUCUGUCACAUGCGCCUUUGCCGGUACCCUCUGGGGUGGGGCCGCCAACUCCUACGGGUCACUACUCGGUGCCCGCAUCGUCCAGGGCCUCGGUGUCGCUAUGUUCGAAAGUGUUAUGUUCUCCGUCGUGGGAGACCUAUACUACGUUCACGAACGAGGCUCUCGAAUGGCCAUCUACGUCACUGCGAACUCGGGCAUCGCCAACCUGCCGGCCAUGCUUGCGGGGAAAAUUACCGUCGACCUGGGCUGGCGCUGGGUUUUCUGGCUGCUGGCUAUUUUCAUCGGAACCGCAUGGGGUGGGGUCGUGGUCUUUGGCUGGGAGACGGCUUACAUCCGCAACGCGAUCUACAACAUCGACACUUCUUCACAAGAGAACAUUGAAAUGAUAGAGGAGGUUAAAGAGCAUACAACACAUAUCGAGGACGACCAGACGAAGGGCAGCGGCACCGCGCAGCCGCCGAAUCUGGAGAAGACCGCCACGGUUUCGACCACCGCCACCGUCAAGAAAGACUCAUUCUUCAAGCGUAUGUUACCCGUGACCGGGACGUUCGUCGAGGACUCGAUCGCGAAAAUGGUCCUGAGGCCCUUCUUCAUCAUCCUCAAUCCAGCCGUGGUUUGGGCCGUGGUUUUGAUCGCCUUCCCAACAUUGUGGCUGGUGGGCAUUUCCUUUGUCAUUGCUCAAAUCUUCAGCGCACCUCCUUAUCUCCUCAAAACCGAGGAACUGGGUUACAUGUCCGCCGGACCCGUCGUGGGAGGGACACUCGGGUGUCUUGUAGCCGGUUGGAUCGCCGAUCCGAUCGCCAAAUACAUCAGUCGCCGCAACAAUGGUGUGUACGAACCAGAAUUCCGACUGGCGCUCAUGAUUCCCUCGACCAUCCUCUCCAUCCUCGGGUACUUUUUGUUCGGUGGUCUCAUCGAGGAAGGCAAGCCUGCCGCCGGAAUGGCCGCCGUUUGGGCCUUGCCUCUUGCAUCACUUCAAUUCCUGGCGGUCGCCAUCGGCAACUACAUGGUCGACGCGUAUAGAAACAUCAGCGUCGAGGUCUUUAUCAUCUCCAUGGUCUUUAAGAACUUUUUGUUUUUUGGGUUUUCUUUCUUCCUGAAUGACUGGGUCGCCGCUUGGGGUCCCAGAAAGUUCUUCAACGCCAUUGGCGGUAUCCAGCUCGCCAUGUGUCUGACGACCAUCCCGAUGUACAUGUUUGGGAAACGUCUAAGAGCUUGGUGGCACGCUAAUGAUGUAUUGAGCAAGAUCUGA